AUGGUGAUUAUCGGAAGUUGUCUAUCUCCGGAAAAGAGUGACAAUAAAAUUGCAGCAGCGUGGUUUAAUGCUGUGGAAGAGAUGGUUUUUGAUGACGAAUGGCUCGAAGAAAAUUACACAGCGUCAAGCUGGAUUCAGAACCCGGGAGCCGACAUGAAGCGUCUGCGGUCACUCCAGGCGGCCUAUUUUGUCUGCCUUUUCCAGAACUGGGAGGGUUCCGAAAGCAGCAAGCAACGAAUCAGGCGUCAUCGAUACAAUACGUUGAUUGCAAUUGUCCGAAGCCUCCAGCCUGCUUCUGUAACCCAUAUGAAUACGUUGCGAGCAGUUAACAACCAAUUAUUUGAAUGGGAAUCUUUUAUCAACACAGAAGAGAAAAUCAGGACGUUGAGUUAUGUCUUUCUCCUCGACGGGGGCUUUGUAAUUUUCAACAACAUGCCGCCGAGAAUGGUCGUAUCAGAACUGGAAAUGGGACUCGCUUGCCCUGAUGAAUGCUUCCAAGCACCUAGUGCCUCGGAGUGUCUUGCCAUAUUGGAAACAUGGGCAGGAAAAACGCCACAAUUUUAUCAGUACUCUAUUGUGUCCGUACUUGAAACCAUGUUUCGGAGAGAUCUGAGUGUUGAGAAAAAAGGGAUUUAUGCGCAUUUUGGAAUCCUGAACUUGUUCAUAAUUGUUACUGCCCUACACACCUUAGUAUUUCAACUUCAAAAUGCAAUGGCCCCUCCAGAAGCCUUUCAAAGGAUCGAAAAUGCAUUGCGAAGCUGGAAAGACGUCUGGGUUUACCGAAAAGUAGUUCUUUGCUAUUCAGAUGAUAUUGAGGAUGCCGACUCGUCGUUUCAAAUGUGGAAGAGAGUAGGCUUUAUGAGAGAUGCAUGCGAAUUCUGGCUGCUCUGUUGUGUCAUUCUCGAGAGAAUCAGGCCAAAUGAGCAUGACGACAGCACUUCUUCCGUUCCCGGACGAGCCCUUACGAAGUAUGACCAGACAGAUAUGAAACAGGUUAAUGAUUUGAUGAAGCAAUUUGAAACAGUCUCUCUAACUGACUGA
Talaromyces rugulosus is the source of this 1041-nucleotide messenger RNA. RefSeq lists its product as uncharacterized. The transcript has 4 exons. Gene Ontology annotation, cellular component: chromatin. The coding region runs from base 1 to 1041 and encodes 346 amino acids. Gene Ontology annotation, molecular function: DNA-binding transcription factor activity, RNA polymerase II-specific; RNA polymerase II cis-regulatory region sequence-specific DNA binding. NCBI's taxonomy places the organism in Eukaryota, Fungi, Ascomycota, Eurotiomycetes, Eurotiales, Trichocomaceae. Gene Ontology annotation, biological process: regulation of transcription by RNA polymerase II. The record is from RefSeq and is a predicted model, not a curated record.